UCUAUGAGGAAGAAAGCCAUGAAUGCAUCAAACGGGCUGAGGAAUUCUCUGACGAAAAAGGGCAGGCGGAGCAGCAAGGUUAUGUCCAUUGAAAUUGAGGACGUCCACGAUGAGGAGGAGAUGAAACAUGUCGACGAGUUCCGCCAAGCUCUUAUCUUGGAUGAACUACUUCCUGCAAAGCACGAUGAUUAUCACAUGAUGCUUAGAUUCCUCAAGGCGAGGAAAUUUGAUAUCGAGAAAACAAAGCUAAUGUGGUCUAACAUGCUCAAGUGGAGGAAGGAAUUUGGUUCGGACACUAUUGUAGAGGAGUUUGAAUUCAAGGAAAUCAAUGAAGUGAUUAAGUAUUAUCCGCAUGGACACCAUGGAGUGGACAAAGAUGGACGUCCUGUGUAUAUAGAAAGAUUGGGACAAGUGGAUGCCACCAAGCUGAUGCAAGUCACAACCAUGGAUCGUUACAUCAAGUACCAUGUCCAAGAGUUUGAGAAGACUUUUGAUAUCAAGUUUCCAGCUUGCUCCAUUGCUGCAAGGAAGCAAAUCGACCAAAGUACAACAAUCCUUGAUGUCCAAGGAGUGGGUCUUAAAAACUUCAACAAGAAUGCUAGGGAACUUGUCACUCGCCUUCAGCAGAUUGACGGUGACAACUAUCCAGAGACCUUGAAUCGCAUGUUCAUCAUCAAUGCAGGUUCCGGGUUUAGAAUUUUGUGGAACACUGUAAAAUCCUUCCUUGACCCUAAGACUACAGCGAAAAUCCAUGUUCUUGGUAACAAGUAUGAUACUAAAUUGCUUGAAAUAAUCGAUGCAAAUCAAUUGCCUGAGUUUUUAGGAGGCAGUUGUACCUGUCCUGGAGUUGAAGGAGGUUGUAUGCGUUCUGAUAAGGGUCCAUGGAAGGAUCCAGAAAUAAUGAAGAUGGUUCAAAAUGGUGAUCACAAAUGUUCGAAAGGGAAAGGGUCUCAAGCUGAGGAGGAGAAACAUGUGGAGGAAUCCAAGCCUAUGUCCAGGUUGGGAAGUCUCAGCAAACAAGCCUCUUCACUUAGUGAUAAGGGAAACAAGAGUUUCAAGGGGGAAGCGGCUCUCACCAAACAAGUUUCUUCACUUAGUGAUAAGGCCGCAGCGAAUAAAAAGGUCCAAGAGAGCCAGGCUGCUCAAACAAAAACGACACAGCAGGCUCUUGUGGUUGCGGUUAAAACCAAGAAGCAUGAGGACAUUAUCCCCGUGAUUGACAAAACGGUGACAAAAAAGAUUGACAAAGUUGACAAAACUACAGCAUCUAAAGUGGAAAAGGUUUAUAGUACUAGAUGUGUCAAUGCCAAAAUGAAAAAAAAUGUGAAAGAAAGAAAGAAUGCACUUCCGAAUAGUAAUUACGCGUUCAACUGGUAUCUAGAUGAAGGAGGAGAAUGCGCCCCUGGUGCCAUGGAUGUUGAUAUGAGCAAGAUUCACGGAAAAGAAAAUUCCAAGGUUUUGAAUGGCCUGAUGGCCUUUGUAAUGGGAAUCUUCACCAUGGCCAGGGUGACACAAAACAUGCCAAAGCAACUCACUGCCUCUGCUUCUUGUUCUUCUAAGACUACUACUACUACUCAUGCCAACAACACCAUCAUUUCUUCAUCACAAAAAAUCCAAUCUUCUACUACUCAUGAAUUUAUUGGGAAAACCCAUAUCCCUCAUUCUUCUUCUCCUUCUCAUAAUGAUAAUGAUCAUGAUCAUCAUGAUCGUGAUGUAUGUAAUGUUGGGGUGGUCCCGUCUCUUGAUGAGAAGGUCCCCUCUGACGAUUUGCCUGAUCCCCCAACUGCCCUCUCUACUGCAGAGUUCACUACUGUGAUGAAGCGGAUGGCUGAGUUGGAAGAGAGAAUGCACAACAUGAACCAAAAGUCUGCUGCCUUGCCCCCUGAGAAGGAGCAGUUGCUCAACUCCGCUAUCUCCCGCGCCGACAACCUUGAGAAACAACUCAUGGAAACCAAGAAGCAAUUGGAGGAUUCACUCAGCAAGCAAGAGGAGCUCUCUGCUUACAUUGAGAAGAAGAAGAGAAAGAAGAAGAAGAUGAAAAGGGAAGAGGAUAACGUACCUAGAGGAAAGAAAGAGGGAGUUCCGGCAACAGAGAGAAUAGCAGCAGCGGUAAUGACAGAAGCGACAAAAACAGCAGUGACAAAGCGACCAACGCGGCGCAAGAAGUCUAUGAAGUCUUUGGAGUCUGUUGGUGGCGCCGGCGUGGUAGAGGAGGAUGACAAAGGUGGUUUGGGGGAGAGAGAUGCAGAGAGAAAGAGUGGAUCUUUUAAAAUGAUAUGA
Arachis duranensis is the source of this 2280-nucleotide messenger RNA. RefSeq names its product phosphatidylinositol/phosphatidylcholine transfer protein SFH2-like. The record is from RefSeq and is a predicted model, not a curated record. The coding region runs from base 4 to 2280 and encodes 758 amino acids. The transcript is spliced from 14 exons. Lineage: Eukaryota; Viridiplantae; Streptophyta; Magnoliopsida; Fabales; Fabaceae.